Anarrhichthys ocellatus (wolf-eel) is the source of this 3635-nucleotide messenger RNA. It is a transcript of the gene ticam1, whose product is annotated as TIR domain containing adaptor molecule 1. Gene Ontology annotation, cellular component: endosome. The transcript is spliced from 2 exons. Gene Ontology annotation, molecular function: signaling adaptor activity. Gene Ontology annotation, biological process: positive regulation of canonical NF-kappaB signal transduction; positive regulation of type I interferon production; TRIF-dependent toll-like receptor signaling pathway. The record is from RefSeq and is a predicted model, not a curated record. Bases 430 to 2223 code for a protein of 597 amino acids. Lineage: Eukaryota; Metazoa; Chordata; Actinopteri; Perciformes; Anarhichadidae.
ACUUCACAAUCUGUGACAUCAUCAGCCUGUUGUGAAAAAGUUUCAAGCUAGCAGAGGUCUUCGACAGCCACUGAUAAACUUGAUCCCAAAAGUUUGACAAGACUCACCAGAGGUGUUCUGUGGUCAACCUCAAAUGUGCACUGCGAGCUUCCUGUUCAGAGAGAAGAGAUUUCUACUGGUCCAACUGAACUGGAAUACUUUGAGUGACUUCCUUGUUUGAGCUGGCAAACACACAAACUCAACUCAUUGUUAUGGCUCCUUGGACUCAGGUGACAUGCAGAAAGAAGAAAGCCCAUAAAAGUUCUGCACCUCUCUGCUCAACAACUCAAGUUUUUUGAAGAAAUAAGGAAGAAAAUGUCGGAAAAUCAGGUGUGAUCCUGUCCGCUUCUCUUACAGGCUGACGGUUGAGUAGCAGGUUAAACUGAAAAAAUGAGUCACGGGGGACAAGAAGAUCGGGGGACGGGACUGAAAGACGUCUUCGACAUACUAGUCAAAGCACUUCCGCUGCAGCUGCUGAGCUUGACAUUCCAGCUGGGCGAGUCUCCUGAAGAGAAUAUCGUACACGCCUUAUGUCUGAUUAUUCUCCAGAAAGAGGCGCGUGCCCUGGACAAACUCCAGAGGCUGAAGAACAACCACCUCGCUACCCAGCUAGUUGAAAAGUGGCAGAUGAGUGAAGGCAAAUUAGAGGAUUUUGCCGUUCGUUGUGGACAUUUUCAAGAGCUUGCCGGAGAAUCUCUGGCCCUGUUGGCUCGUAUUUUCAAGGUUUUGUCAGAACGGAGGCUGUGUGAUCCAUGUCUGAGAAACCUGGCGUACAAGAGAGCCCUUUCCAGUGACGAUCAAAAAGCAAGCAGUUGUGAGAAACUGGAGCACGGUCACCUCACAGAGGAAGCUAAAGUCGUCUGUGGGCCUCAGUUCGCAGAGUGGGUGUGCUCCUCGAACGAUCUCAAGUCAGGGCCUUACCGUGAUCCUCUCAGCAGCCUGGACGAAGGUAACGCAACGUUAAGAGUUACCCUGCCUCAGGAUCAGUCAGAGAGAGCUCACAGUCUGCCCAGCCCACUGCAGGUGGCCUCUUCGAUGCCGUCGUACCCUACUCAUCUAGAGAUAAGUAUAGCUCCGACAGCCUCGUUUCAAGACGACAGAGUAGCUCCAGAAACAUCCGCUGAAUCCAAACUAAAAACCGAACCCGCCCUCGUUGUCAGCGAAUGUGAAGCAAAAAAUGCACUUAGCCAAUCCCUCGCAUCUCAGCCUCGGCCCAGUCAACCUCCUCUGUCUGGUGCAAAGCAACACUCAAAGAUGGAUGAAGCAUUAGCUGCAGAGGGCAGUAAGUCGUACAGUCUUAUCGCUCAGAAUAAGACUCUAAACCAAACCACCAGACCGAACUUUGCACUACCUACUGCGACAAACAUUGUUCGACCCAAGAUGCCCGCUCCAUAUGAAAUGCAAGACAGUAAAGAUGUCGAAGAGGAGGAAGAGGCGAUAUUUUAUUCAUUUGUUAUCUUGCAUGCACCGGAGGAUGACGAUGUGGCCGAGAGCAUGAGGGAAAGAGUGAAAGAGGUCAUUGGUAGUGAUGGUGCAACUUUUUCUGGGGACUUUGCCAUCCCUGGAAAGAGCACCCUGAGGUGUGUAGAGGAUGCUAUCGACAACUCGGCCUUCACUCUCCUGCUGUUCACCCGCAACUUCAACACUCGCAUGCUGGAGGUGGAGACGGACUCGGCCCUCAUCAACUCCAUAAACAAGAGACACAAGUACAACACAGUUAUCCCUCUUCUGCCACGGGAGAACUGCAUGCACAGAGAUAGCCUCCCUUUGGUUUUGCAAACAAUAAAUCCACUUGAGGAGAACAGGAGCUUCGAUAGGAAAAUAAAAAAGUUAUUCUGUCGAGCGACGAUUGAAAAGCAGAGGAAAAUCUGGAACGCAGAUCAGUUGGUGAAGAGGGAGAUAGAGCGACAGCAGAGACUGAAGAAUUUAAACCAGUCCCAACAGCAGCUGAUCAAAGAGUGUGCAACAGCACAUUUGCUAGAAGAAGAGAUGAUUUCAUUGGCUAGAAAACUUCAUCUCGGCCCCUUUGUGCCACCUGAACAAGACAACAGUGAGGGCAGGGUUCACCGGCAACAACAACAGAAUAUUCACAUUGAAAAUGCUAAUUACAUAAUAAUUGGUAACGAGUCUCACAUGACUGUGGGUGGAGGUGCAGACAAAGAUGAUUCAGUGGAGGAGCAAUAACCUUAAAGAUGGGGGGAAAAAUACUGUGGAGUCAAAUUAUUUGUAGACAAAUGAGAGGAAUAGUCAUGUUUAUUGUCUGAACAGUAAAAUGUCAGAGCUGUAACUACCGCGGAGUAUUGACACACGCAGAUUGUUUCAUUGUAUUUAAACCUGUUGGUGAAAGGAAAUUCAAUAAAAUGUUCAAAAGAUCAGUUCAGUGGCGUUUUAAUGAAAGAGGACGCUGUAAAGAGUCUAUUGAGCAGAACAAUGCUUCUGAUUUUCAACAGACGACUGCCAUCUACUGACCAAUAUGUGACGUCUACUUCCUGAUCUCUUCUGCUGUAUGAGCCCACUGUGGACACUAGGGAGCGAUGUUGUUACACACUCCUCACUGUGCCUCAUCGGCCUUCACAGGACCUACAAAGCCAGCGCCACCCAACAACACUGCUGGUCUGGUAUCUGAGAGCUAAAAGAGAUCAAAUAAAAUCUUGAUUUUGCACAUCAUUAUUUCAAGUGUUCGUGUGUGAGUGUGUGUGUGUGUGUACUCAAAUCAUUAUGUUGAGAGAUUUUACUGAUUGGCUAAUGUUCAGGUGAAAGAGGACCUACCCAGAACCCGCAUCCUGAGAUUCUCAGGUUUUAAAUAGUUCAGACUGAAAACGAUUAACACUUAAUUUGACUUUUUUGUUCAUCUUUUCUUCUUGUACCUCCAAGUAUUUUGUUCGUUUCUGCAAAUAUUUGUGCUGAGGUAGUUUGUUCCCCGUGUUGUGUUUUCUGAUGCACUUUGUAACCUUGUUGUUGAAGGUGCGUUAUAACUACAUUUGUAUUCUAAUUCUGACUGCACUUUCUACACUGUACUAAGAUAAAAUGUACUUGGUUCUAAAAAAAAGACGAGUAACCAGCUAACAUCAUUUUAGGGAUUAAGUGUAUUUCAAUGUUCUUAAUCGUUUAGGUGAAGCCAGGAUUGACUGUCACAAAAAACAAGGUGACACCCACAGGAGCAUCCUAUCGCUCAGACUUCAGACGGGCUAGUAUCCUAGUGUGUGUGUGUGUGUGUGUGUGUGUGUGUGUGAGAGACUCAAUUCAGCCUAAACUCAGUCAUUGCAGGACUAUUUCAGCAUGUGCACAUUCCCCUGUGCUGCCAUGCCUUUAUCAUUUUGUCUCCAGCCCAAAAGAGUCUCACACCACUGAUGACUUCUUCAAAUAAGAACAUGAUCUGACCUGCUGCAUGUGUUACCCAUACCAAGACUCUAAAUAUUGUAAAAAUGUAAAGAGCACUGUAACGAAUGUAAUGAAGAAAACACUACACAAUUUGUGUAGUUCAUGAAACAUUGACAAUUUGGAGACACAAGAGUUAAAAGUAGUGAAGUGUGUGGAUGGUGAAAAUGUCUAAAAGUCUUAGAAAUACUCAGGCUACCAGAAUAGUGCUUUGUGCU